Molecule: messenger RNA, 1098 nt
Organism: Penicillium pulvis
Lineage: Eukaryota; Fungi; Ascomycota; Eurotiomycetes; Eurotiales; Aspergillaceae
Product: LLM class flavin-dependent oxidoreductase
Exons: 1
Coding region: 1-1098 (365 amino acids)
Molecular function (GO): oxidoreductase activity, acting on paired donors, with incorporation or reduction of molecular oxygen
Source: RefSeq, a predicted model, not a curated record
AUGCCGACAGAAUUCAUCAGCCUUACUUUCCCCAAUGCUUCAACGGAGCUAAAUCCAAUCCCGAAUGCGGUGAUUGAACCUGAGUACUUGAAACGGUACGCCCGCUCCUUGGAUGACUAUGACUUCAAUUACACCUUGGUCCCAUACGACUCCUCGUACUUCGACCCCUUCACAGUUGGAGCCACCAUCGCAUCCGUCACCAAAAACCUGAAGGUGAUUAUCGCCCUUCGCCCAAACACACUUUACCCCACCGUCGCAGCCAAAGCCCUGGCAACCCUGGAUCAACUCAGCAACGGUCGGGCAGUCGUACACUUCAUCGCGGGUGGAAGUGACGCCGAGCAAGCCAAAGAAGGAGACUUCCUCAACAAAGAACAGCGUUAUGCGCGUCUGGAGGAGUAUAUCCUCAUUCUGCGUCGCGCGUGGGAAUCUGCCGACCCAUUUGACUGGGAUGGGGAAUACUAUCAAUUCAAGCAGUUCAGCAAUAAAGUGCGACCAGUCAACGGUACCAUUCCCGUCUCCGUCGGUGGAUCCUCCGAUGAAGCCUACCGCAUCGGUGGCUCUCUAGCAGACAUCUUCGGGCUAUGGGGCGAGCCACUGAAGGAGACCAAGGAACAAAUUGACCGGAUCUACGCCGAGGCAGAUAAGGCAGGACGUGUCCCAAAUGAUCGUCCACGGAUCUGGGUUACUUUCCGUCCUAUCGUUGCGGAAACUGAUGAACUUGCUUGGAUUAAGGCGCACAAGACCUUGGAUGCUUUGACUACACACCGCGCGAAUGGGCAGGGUAAAGCGCCUGCCAAUGCACCACCUCCUCAGAAUGUGGGAUCCCAGCGAUUGCUGGAUAUUGCUAAGCGUGGUGAAGUCCAGGAUCGUGCUCUCUGGUAUCCAACUGUCACUGCCACUAAUGCUCGUGGCGCUUCGACUGCGUUGGUCGGAUCUUACCAGACUAUUGUUGAUUCUAUUUUGGAUUAUGUUGAUCUUGGUGCUGAGCUUAUAUCUAUUCGCGGUUAUGAUAACCUCAACGACGCUAUUGACUAUGGACGCUAUGUAUUGCCUGGGGUCCGUGGAGAACUGGAGAAGCGGGGAAAUGGUGCGGUUUGA